This is a messenger RNA of Adineta ricciae, 369 nucleotides long. The record is from the annotation of a GenBank genome assembly. Lineage: Eukaryota; Metazoa; Rotifera; Eurotatoria; Adinetida; Adinetidae.
AUGGCACAAAACACAAAUCAACAAACGCAACCACUGCAUCCGCCAUCCACUACUCGUUCACGACCACGGUUGGUCUCUGAGCCGCCGGGUAUUGGCAGCAACCUAAGCGCAGCUGAACGUUAUAUUCGAGAACAGGCUGAAAAGGCAGGCGUGAACAAUUGCUCAUCCGACACGCGCUCCACUGUAAGCAGUACAACUAGUGUAACUCAUAAUCAACUCAUGGGUGACUGGCGAGAAACGGAAAUUAAUAAAAGGCACAUGAAUGAGCCAUUUCGGUACAAAUACGGCACCCCGCCCCGAUCACUGAAUCAAGGAACAAGCAGUCAGCCGUCGUCAACUUCACUUUUUCGACAUAAAAGCAAAAAAUGA